AUGGCGGCGCCAGAGGCGCUGCCGGGGGGUCACAACGCCUACCCAAGAAACCCGCGCGGACCUCCGAAAGUAUGCGUUGAUGCAGUUUUUCCUCCUUCUCUCGCCCCCAGGCUGGGCGGCACUUCGUGGACGUCCCGAGUAAUUUUUGAAGGGCCCCUGGAGAUCGAAACCACUGCAAAAGCCAUGAGCCGUGAUUUUGGCCACGGCGUGGGAGGUCCCGGUCUCGGACUGCAGGCCGGGCAGCACUUCAUGGACAUCUUGCCGCUCCUGUCGCAGGUCGUGCGGUCGUUCGUGCCUGGCGCGCCGCAGCGGCAGAAGGUCGCGUUCGCGAUGGAGAAGGGUGCGGUGCUAGACCUCCCCAUGGGCAUGGGUGAGAUUACCGUUGGCCUGGGCUGGGACGUCGACGAGGGCGAGUGCGACCUGGACGUGUCGGCGAUCCUGCUCGACGCCGAGGGGUUGGACCUGGAGGCUGUCUUCUUCGGCCGGCUGGAGUCGGAGCAGCACGGCAUCGAGCAUACGGGCGACAACUUGACGGGAGAGGGCGAAGGCGACGAUGAGCAGAUCAACGUGCGCUUGGACAAGAUAGGCCCCAACGUGGAACAGGUCGUGUUCGUGGUCAACAUCUACACGCAGAACAAGACCUUCCAGCAGGUCGCCGAGCCCUUCUGCCGGGUCGUCGACGCGGCCGACGGCUCGGAGUUGUGCCGGUAUGCCCUCCGCGACGCGGGCCGCGAGAACGGCCUGAUCAUCGCAAAGAUCGCGCGGGAGGCCGGCGGCCGCUGGGGCUUCCACGCGCUCGGGCUGCCCUGCCGCGGCCGCACGUACAAGGACCGACUCACUGCCCAAGAUCCGGCAGACGUGCCACCUGAAGACCUCGUCCUUGAUGCUGCCCGAGACCGCCACGGCGACCUGGGGCACGUCCUCGGACCCGCGCCUGCUCGGCCACCCUGGCGUCGGCGAGGGCAAGGUGGCGACCAGGGUGCAGGCCCCCUUGGUCCAGGCGUCGGACGGCCAGAAAUGCUGCUGCGUGCAGUGAGCGCCGCGGCCAAGCAUGUUCCCCACCACUUUGUUUUCCUCCACCGGCGGCGACGGAGCCUCAAGGCACGAGGCGACAGGACCGACGACGGAUAG
Messenger RNA from Prorocentrum cordatum, 1131 nucleotides. Lineage: Eukaryota; Dinophyceae; Prorocentrales; Prorocentraceae. The record is from the annotation of a GenBank genome assembly.